This is a messenger RNA of Cylindrotheca closterium, 1236 nucleotides long. The record is from the annotation of a GenBank genome assembly. NCBI's taxonomy places the organism in Eukaryota, Bacillariophyta, Bacillariophyceae, Bacillariales, Bacillariaceae.
AUGGAUUGUUCAAGAUACUCUUCAACCUACAAGAAAGAUCGAUUCCUCUCGCACAAUACCGGUCUAUUGAUGAGUACAUUGGACGAUGAAGUUGAUGUUGAUGUUGAUGCAUCCUUUCAUCUAUACAAUGAAGUAGGCGAGAAAGGAGAGACUUCUGAUACGAAAUGGAUGGAAGGAGACACCGAAUCUAUUUCUAUUCUUGGACCAAAGAGUUUAUUGGUGUCGGAAACUGCUGCUCGAGACAACAACAUUGUCAGUCCAAGUGAAUCAUCCUGCAAUAAUGUUUCAUCCAAAGCCAAUGAAUUGGCAAACUUGUCCUAUUUGACAUACGAUGAAGACGCUUCUCAAAUGGAGUUGAUCAUGGACAAGGCCCUCCAAUUGGCUCCAUUCUUUAUGCCGCUCGUAGCCUACAGCUUGUACGAUCCCACAGCAAUCGCAUUUGCUGCAACGAUAGAAUUCUUGAAGUCGAGCAACUGGGUAGCAGUAGACGGUGGAUCCUACCAAGCCAUGAUCAUUGCACCUGUCAUCAAUGGAGUGAUUAUCCCAUCUAUUGCAUUGAUGUUUGCGAUUCAAAUUGGUCUGACAAUCUCCAAGCUGUGGAAACGGACUAAUGAUAUUCGGAUGUGCAUAACCAUGGAAGCAUCCAAGCUCAUUAUGCUGCGGAAUCUCCUGUCCGACUUUCCCUUGACAAAUGAGACACAAGAAAAGUGUGAAUUCUAUCUUUUACAAUAUACAUCACGGUUAAUAUCCGAAUGCCAUGAGACUGUGAAUAUCGGUCUGUCGGACAUUAAAAUGGACAGCGAACUGAAUGCAUGCAUGAAAGAACUGAACAAGGCUGCGGCUGCUCCUGGAUCAAGCGGGUAUUGCGCAAUGUUGGUUGAUCAAGCGAUGGCAGCGGUCGAAUCGCUCAGUCAAAAUAGAUCCACCCGGAUCGGGGCCCUACAGUCGACCUUCCCAAUGUUGCAUUACGUCCUUCUGACGACCUUGGCACUCAGCAUCUGCUUUGCAUUCUUGAUGGAGACGGAUCAGGAUAUUCUGGUAUUUCUAAACGCGAUUCAACUUCGAAUAUUGUGGACCAUGCUCGUGGGAACCUUUUCGGCACUUGGACUAGUAUGCUACGAUUUGGAGCAUCCGUUCCGUGGCUUGUAUCAAAUAAGCGACAGUGUCAAGGAAUUAUACGACGUUCGUUUGGAAUACACGGCAUCGACAAAAUCUAAUGGCGAACACCGCACAUAA